Molecule: messenger RNA, 1521 nt
Organism: Esox lucius (northern pike)
Lineage: Eukaryota; Metazoa; Chordata; Actinopteri; Esociformes; Esocidae
Gene: psme3
Product: proteasome activator subunit 3
Exons: 11
Coding region: 97-888 (263 amino acids)
Biological process (GO): positive regulation of endopeptidase activity; regulation of G1/S transition of mitotic cell cycle; regulation of proteasomal protein catabolic process
Cellular component (GO): proteasome activator complex; nucleoplasm; cytoplasm
Molecular function (GO): endopeptidase activator activity
Source: RefSeq, a predicted model, not a curated record
AUUUUUAAGCACACAAGUGUGGCUGACAGGAGUGGGAAAGCCGCACGUUUAGCCUCAAAUUGAAUGCAGUGAGGACAAUCGUACUUUCUCCAUUAUAUGUUGAAGAAGAUGAAUUCACUCCUCAAAGUGGACAAUGAACUUAAAACUAAGGUCGAUGCUUUCAGGGAACGAAUUACGGGGGAGGCAGAGGAACUAGUUGCGAGUUUUUUCCCAAAGAAGUUAUUGGAACUUGACCAUUUCCUCAAGGAUCCCAUCUUAAACAUCUGUGAACUGAAAGAGAUACACUCAGAAAUCAACUUGACAGUGCCGGACCCCAUUCUACUCUCAGACAUCCAUGACGGGCUUGAAGCGGUGAGACAUCAAAAUGCUAAAAAAAGGAAAUUGGAAGAUGGCUCUGGGGCAGACAAGGUUGCUGGCACCAAGGUCUUUGUCAUGCCCGGGGGGAUGAUGAAGAGCAACACCAAGCUGGUGGACCUGAUCGAGAAGGUGAAGCCAGAGAUCAGGACACUCAUAGAGAAAUGUAACACGGUUAAAAUGUGGGUUCAGUUGCUUAUCCCAAGAAUAGAAGACGGCAAUAACUUCGGUGUUUCAAUUCAGGAGGAGACUGUAGCUGAACUCAGAACAGUGGAAGGGGAGGCAGCAUCAUACCUUGACCAGAUAUCCAGAUACUACAUCACAAGAGCGAAGUUGGUUUCCAAAAUAGCAAAAUACCCACAUGUGGAGGACUACCGCCGUACAGUGACGGAGAUAGAUGAGAAAGAAUACAUCAGUCUCAAAAUCAUAGUUUCAGAGCUAAGAAAUCAAUACGUUACAUUACACGAUAUGAUCUUGAAGAACAUUGACAAGAUCAAGAAGCCUAGAAGCAGUAAUGCUGAGGCCUUGUACUGAGUGACUGAGCCACGCUUUCUGUUCCCUCCCCUGCCAUGCUUGUCCCAGCCUGGCUCUGGGUCACCUGAAGGAGAAGAGCUAGAUCUUUGCAAUCAGAUCAGUACAAUCCAGAAACCAUAGUUUGGGUAGAGACAAACGCACGCAUUUUUGUUUUGUUUGAUAUGUAAAAUAUUGUCAAUGUUUUAAAAUCCUCUGAAGAAUACAUUAUCAGAUCUCUCAAUGAAACCAGGAAAAGAAGAGUGCUAUGUAUUUUUUAAAAUAUAAUAAAAAAAAUCCAUGCAUUUCCAGAUGUCUUUUGUGAAACCUAUUUGGACAUAGCUCUGUUCUGGAUUUUCCCAAUAUGGCUUUUACCCUUGUUAUUUUUUUAAUGUCUACUGCUUUACUGAAUGUGUUCUUUAGCAUUCCCAUGUAGGUCAUUGAAGUGCUUUUUAUCAGCUGUGUUUUCAAAUACCCUGGUAAAGACGAUGAUAAUGGUUGACAGACUAUGCUGGAUGUUAUGGGCUGCAAGCAGAGCAAUUAUUUUACCACGUUCACUGUCCGGGAAUAUGGAGUCAUGACAUUUUAAGGACCUGUGUUAAACUAACUACAACAAUCCUGCCAACAAAAGUAAAUAAAAUGUUUUUUUUAAGAAUA